AUGCGUGGCGCGGCGUCUCAGGCGGCAGCGAGUGGCACGCGUGGCGCGCGGCCGUGCGCGCACGUGCCCCGCCGGCACACGCGGUGGCGGCGCUCGGGGCGCGCUCGUCGCGCGGCCACACUCGCCAGUGCACGCAGUUCCGUGGCGGCGGGCGACCAGCGUAGAACGCCGCACGCGCCGGCAUGCGACGCUAGCUCGAGCAUGCGGCUGCCCUUGCUGCCGCUGCUCGUGCUGCCGCUCGUGCUCGUGCGCCCGGCAGCAGCCGGGAUCUGCUGGUCGGGGAUGGAGCGCGGCGGGCGGUGCAGCUCGGUAGCAGCAUUGCGCGUUGGGCGCGCAGAAUGCUGUGCGGGUGGUGCACGCGCCCCAGCCGCUUGGAGCCCACGCGACCUCGACAGCGGCGAGAUAUUCUUCUACAAGGCGCUCUCUGGUGGCGUGCCUUGUACUGCCUGCGCUGAAUCGUGCGCAGGCGUAUCAUGUGGAGCGGGGCGGCGGUGCGUGGUGAGGGGCGGUCGAGCAAGGUGCGUCUGCGCAGCCACGUGCCGCAGAGCGGGGCCCGUGUGCGGCAGCGACGGCAAGACCUACCGCUCUUUGUGCCGCCUGCGGCGCCGGGCCUGCCGUCGCCCCGCAAAGCACCUCUCUCUGGAUUACCCUGGACCUUGCAGGGUUGGAAGUUGUGAAGGAGUGCGUUGUGGGGGCGAGAAGCGUUGCGUCCUGGACGCGGAGCUUGGCGCCCACUGCGUGCGUUGCGGCGCCUGCAGCGUGGCAGGCGCGCCUGUGUGUGCGGUAGACGGACGCACUUACGCGGGCGCAUGUGCGUUGAGGAAGGCGGCUUGCGAGCGUGGGAAGGCGCUGCCUCUUGCUUACAAAGGAUCUUGUAUAGCAAACGCAACAUGUGCCCGGGUGCGUUGCGGUGCGGGCCAACGCUGCGUGUCGGGCGGUGCAAGCGGCGUGCGGUGCGUUUCGUGCGGUGCGUGCGGCGGCGGUGCGCGACGCACUAUCUGCGGGUCGGACGCGCGCACGUACGCGUCCUGGUGCCGGUUGCAGCGUGCUACUUGCCAUGCGGGCAAAGUCGUUGACCUGCUGCACCCUGGACCAUGCAAAGAAUAUAAAAAUAUUACGGACAAUAGUGUGAAUGGCGAGAAAAACCGGAAGGAUGUGGACACAACGCGAGUCCUAUAGUCAUAGACACUAGAAUUAACACUGAAGUGUUUAAAUAGCUUCGUAGGUGGUAAACGUUCAUGCGACGAUUUGUGAACCAUAUUGUGCAGUUUCCGAACAUGCUGCGCUGAAAUCGAAAACAAGGAGACAGUGGAAGGAAUCAGAGUCUGUUAGUAUUAGGAAAAGCGACCAUAAAUAAUAUUUUAGAGAAAAAAAAGAACGAAAAAUUUAAACUGUUAUCUAAGACUUAUCACGAUACUAUCAAGUUUUAUGGAACAUUUGUAUUAUUUAUUGUCAAAGACAGAACGCAGGAGUUAUGCCAGUUUCAGAGCAAAUUGUUCGUUGUGACUUGUUGUAGAUUUAGGAGAAUUCUCGAAUCUGUUGCACAUUUUUCGACUAUAGUAGAUAAAUAAUGUCUUAUAUGUAGUUAUAAAUGAAUAACACUUUACAUUAUUAAAAUUGAGCACCAAAUUGUACUUAAUAUUUAGUCAAAAUGUUAAAGAUAGAACUGUAGUUAGCACAAUAUUCGGUACUUGUACGAUGUAAGCGUGUAUUUCUUAAUUAGAAAAUCCUAAUUUCCGUCUUGUUGGCGUUCGCUAAUAGUGAGAUGUUAUUCACUCUGGAGGAUAUUUUUUGAAGUCACAAGAGUUACAAGAAAAUUACCAAUAACUAUUUAUUACGUUUAAUAUUAUAAAGUUUUAUCUAAAGGGAUGUUAACAAGAGCAUCAUCCGGACUCAGUGGUACUUUUCGUGCCAUUGGUGGAACAAGGUGGUAGCAUUACGAGAAGUAAGCGGUGUAGGCUACACUAUUAACGUAGAUUCCAAAAAUCAGCCUAAUGAUUUCACAGAAACACCUUAGAACUUCAUCUUCCGAGUUCCAUUCUUCUUUAGGUAAAUAUACGGUAAUUUUUAGGGUUUACGGUACCACCUAUUAUCUAAAAGUAUCUAUAUUAGUAAAUUAUAGUUUUGGGAAAAUCAUUACAAUUUCAAGUAACAUAUAUUUCAGUUUUCAUCUAUAAUUAAAAUAAAGGAACCUAAAAAUAACAAACCCAUUCGAAUUAAGAUACCUUUGAAUAUAACAACUAAAAUAACUUAGCUAUCUAAUCGUAGUGAUUUAA
This is a messenger RNA of Pararge aegeria (speckled wood butterfly), 2276 nucleotides long. Its product is annotated as follistatin-A. The transcript has 6 exons. Gene Ontology annotation, molecular function: extracellular matrix binding; calcium ion binding; collagen binding. The record is from RefSeq and is a predicted model, not a curated record. The coding region runs from base 1 to 1179 and encodes 392 amino acids. Gene Ontology annotation, biological process: anatomical structure development. NCBI's taxonomy places the organism in Eukaryota, Metazoa, Arthropoda, Insecta, Lepidoptera, Nymphalidae.